Messenger RNA from Apis mellifera (honey bee), 5148 nucleotides. RefSeq lists its product as uncharacterized. The transcript has 14 exons. The record is from RefSeq and is a predicted model, not a curated record. Lineage: Eukaryota; Metazoa; Arthropoda; Insecta; Hymenoptera; Apidae. The coding region runs from base 694 to 2421 and encodes 575 amino acids.
CGUCUUCGUUAGUUAUCGGCGGACCGCGAUACGAUUCACGUCGCCUCGAGCCGCGACCGGUGGCGAGAUGUAAACGUGACCGACGACACCAUCGUUUCCAAACGACACCGUCGUCGCAAACGGCGUAGCCCUUGAAACGUGGUGGACACGAGUAAAAAAGUAUCAUUACCCGCAGUGAAACCACGUCAUUUCACACGUUGGAUUUUUUUUUAUUGCACUGCGUCUCGCGAACAAGUGUAGUGUGUGUUCGACGAUCGUUCCUUUGCCUCGUUUUUUCUUUUCUUUUUUAUUAUUCCGUUUCACCGUGUUUUCUCCCCCCCCCCUUCCGCUCCCCGUGUUUUGUUGGUGACGCAUCCCAGGACACGAUUCUUUACGAGAAUUUAUUUCGGACGCAACGUUCGCAUCGACCAGGAGUUAGAAAUCGUAGAAUGGUGUGUUGUUAUGGAUCCUCGUGCGCCGCACUCGAUCUAAACUCGAUUCAAGGGGAAGGUUUCGAGAAACGAGGAGAAGCACCAAUGAUCGUUGACCCCCUCGAAGCACGAAGCCCACAAACUGCAAACAUAUUCGCCUGGACGAGCGACUAACCAUCCCGCGGUGAAAGGGUUUGCCAGUUUGAGUUUACAAUGCGGUGAUUUCAGGGAGGAAUAAAACAUCUGAGGAAAAUUAGAGUGUAGCGUUACAAGUGAUUCGAAGAUGAAGUGGCCAUUAGUGCUGACUUGCUUUCUGUUGCCGCAUUCGUGCAUCCUAGGUGCAUCGCAUGCCGGUUGCGAGUUCCCGGCGCAGUGGAACGGCCACUGGUUUCAAUCGGGGAAUCAGGGGUUGGUGACGGUGAACGGGUCCAUGAUGACCAACAAGGGCCGCUGCAUCGAGACCAAAGACGACAAGUUCCUCAUUCAGGACACAAUGGAAAAUUGUUAUCGCUGCAUCGUCAUGCACAUGAAGCAUCCGAACGUCCUUCAAUACAAAGAGACCUGGUGUAUCACGGGAUCGUCGAAGCCCACGCUCCCCUCGAUAUGCGGCGAUUUGACGAGCGACGCCAUAUUAAUUUCCCUAUUCCGCACGGGGGCAGCACCGAUGCCCUGCCCGUUCAAGGGACCCCUGGAAUUCACGUACAGCCACGGGGAAGCGGAGUGUAAAUCUCCUUUGUCCGCAGCGGAGACGUGCACCCAAGAAUCGCGAUUACUUUUUCGCUAUCAAGCGUGUGCCAACGUGUUAUCCUCCGAGAGCGUCGACGUGGAGUUGGAGUGUCUAGCCACGUGGAAGGAGAGCAGCACGCACAACCUCGUGGCAAGGUUGCACGCCCCGCGGAAGACCAGCGAUGAGGACAGCUACAGAUGCUUCAUCUACGAGCAAACUUCGAACAAUUCGUGGAAUUUGGCGCAGAGCGAGGACGCCUCUUGCACGGGAUUGAUCAGCGUUAAGGAGGCUGCCAAGACGUUCAAGAUGAAACAGAAAAAUUCAACCGAACGAUGCACGUAUCCAUCCUGGGUUGUGGACAAUAAAUUAUGGUUAGCCCUGGAUCCGGUAGCAUCUCGCCUCCUGGCAUCGCCUUACAAUCUAACGAUUCUCAAUCGACAGGAGACCCGCCUCGUGUGUCAUUCUGUGGUCCCCAUUAACGAUCGUCAUUAUCAUCCGGAUAGGGAGAACCAGGUGCAGUACGUUGCCAAGGCCACCCUUGAUUGCACCAACGGCUACGUGUGCCUGAUGUUCCAUAGAAGGGACAGCCACAUAAUAGAGAUGCAACUGUCGGAAUGGAGCCAGCAACCCGACGACGUGUGCAACUCGAGUACGUUCAACUCCCACUCGACGCCGUACACGACGUUCAUUACGUCGGACCCGAUCACCAGGCAGUGUCCUAACCUGGGUCGAUACGAGAUCGUGUCCGUGUUACAUUCUUACAAUAGCGUGGAGGACAUAUUGGGGGUGGACGGUGACCAGAGCAUGGCGAAUGCGGCCGAAGUUCAGGAUGUUAGGGUGACGUCGACACCGUAUCCGGGUCGGUGCCGUUAUGGCAGUGUCCGCCGAUUGGAUAUCGGUUGCAAAACACCGGAUCGCAUGGAAUUCGCUACGUCGUGCAGCGACGAGACUCCAUCAGGUAAAAUUUUUGAGUAUUUGUGCCACGGAACAUGGAUCGAGAACGACACAGCGUAUCUGGUGGCGAGCACCGACGUGGGACGAUAUUGUCUCGUUUACAGUGCAUCCGCAGCGGCGACGGGGAGCCGCGAGCUCUCUGUGACGGGUCACCUUGCCUCCUGUCCCAGGGCGCCUCAUCGUCAUCUUGUGUCGUGGCAGGUCAACCUCACGUCGUACGCUCAAUGCGGCGAUAUCUCGACGGCCACGUCGUGGACCUUCCGGAUUUCCGCCUCCGUCUACAUCCUUGCUGUACUUGGCACCCUGUUCGGCAGAUAUAUCGCGAGGUGAUAUCACUGAGUGAAGAGACCAGGCCACGAGACGGCCGUGUAGUCAAUCUACACAAAUCUACUCGAGUCGUCAGCACAGCAACUAUAAAAUAAAACAACAAGAACAACAACAAAAAGAAGUCUCUAUAUAUAAAUAUAAAUAUAAAUAUAAAUAUAAAUAUAAAUAUAAAUAUAAAUAUAAAUAUAUAAAUACAAAAAAAAAUAUAUAUAUAUAUAUAUAUAUAUAAAUAUAAAUACACAAAGUAUAUAUAUAUAUUAAGCGAAUUAACGAAGGAUCCCAGAAGUGUGAUGGGAGAAAGUAACCUAAUAAUCAAGCAUAAAUUAGCGUGUAAGUGUUCGUGGGUGCGAGUUGUGCAAAAGAGAACGAGAGAGAGAGAGAGAGAGAGAGAGAGAGAGAGAGAGAGAGAGAGAAUGCCGUCGAGAGGCUUCAUUCGAAUAAAGAAUAUCGGUGAGAAAUAUGGCGGAUUAUUGGCUAAAAGGAUGUACAUAGGGACGAAUGUACGUGUACAUAAAAUUCACUUAAGGGAGGUUGGUUUUAUCGAAGCAGCUGCAUCUGGAAAUGUUAUCUUCUGACAAAGGGGUGAGGAAGAAGCGAGCCACAUUUAUAGAGAGUAUUUUUCGUAGUUGGCUUGGGAUAAUUGAGAUCUUGGAUUUUUGUAAAUUUUUGUUAUCUUUAUUUAUUUAUUUCUUUUUUUUUUGUACUUCGUUUCGAUUAGAUCUUCUCUUCUCGUUCUCACUCGGAUUGAAUAUUGAUAGUUGGAUUGGGAUUAUUCAUAUUUGUUUGGAAACAAAUUAAACAAUUGAUGUAAAUUAUUGCUGUGGAUGAUACUGUGGAUCUUUAAUAAUCGAUUUCUCCAACCUAAAUUUCCAAAAUUUUAUUCGCUCGCAAUUAAUCUUCGCUAAUUAGAAAACCUUCCUGGACUCGCAAAACGCGCGCAUGCAGGAAAAUCAAUUUAAAAACAAGGAAAGUAAAAAAAGAGAAGGAAAGAAAGAAAGAGAGAGAGAAAAAUAAAGCAACAAAGAGAAACGUGCAACAAUGGAGAACAAUGGAGAAAGGAGAAACUAAUCAAAUCAAAAAAAAGAAGAAAAAAAAAAGAAAAGAAAAGAAAAAAAAAAAAGAAGAAACUAAGGGUGCUGGGGCCAAUAGUGUGUGCAUUUUGAGUGGUGAUCGUAGCCCACGUGUGUGAAUGGAAGUGGACGAAGGACGAAAAAGAUAAACAAAAAUUAAAAAGGGGGAGGGGAGGAAGCACGAAACGAGCGAGAGAGAGAGAGAGAGAGAGACUUGUAACACUUAUUCAGAUCCACGACGACGUCAGCGAUGUUUUGGAAACGGCGCGUAUCGUUCUCCAACUCGAGCAAAACUUGUGUUUUUCUCGAAACGUUUCCAACUGUAAUUAUACGUAUUUUAAUUAAAGUUGUGCGCCACUAGAGCGAAAAGAAGGAAAGAAAAAGAGAGGGAGAGAGAGGGAGAGAGGAGUGGUGAAAUUUUUUCUUGCAAAUCUUUUCGUGUGAAUGUGUACGCAGAAAGUUGGAAAUAAAUGAAAGAAGAAGCGAGAGAAACAGAGUAAGAGAAAAGGGAGAAGAGGAUGGAAUGAAAAUGAUUAUCGUUGUUAUUAUAUUGUCAUUAUAAUCGUCAUUGUACGAGCGAGAGCGUGUGUGAAUAUGUGUAUGUGUGUAUCUCUCUCUCUCUCUUCUUCUGUGUCUUCUUCUGCUUGUCUUUCUUUCCGUUCUGCCAUCCCUUUUGCUCGCGACCCCACCCCCGAUGAAGGCGGUCAUCCAUAUGUGACUGUAGAUCGUAAGGAAUGGCCACUGUGACACCUGGCUUUUUCGACGAAAAACAGGUGGAAAGAUGAAUUUCCUUGAGAUUUGAUAUUGGUGAUCUCCUUGGAGUGAAAAUUUUUUUCAUCUAAGAGAAACGAUUGAUAAGCGAUUAAAGAUUUCGAUCUUUAAAAGCAAAGUUUGAGUCACAGAAGACGAAAUUAAUUAAUAAUGUUAUAUAAGAAAAUUUUAUAUUGGCGAACAACAAUUCAAUAAUUGAACAUUAAAUUAUUACAAUUUGAUAAUCAAAUUUAUUUAUAUAUUUUCGUUCGAUCAAACAAUGUAAAUUUGUGAAAAGAAGAAUAUUUGUAAUAUUGGGUUUUUCUUUUUUUUCGUGAUCGAGGAAAAAUGAAAAUGAAUUUAAAGGGUUGAGUUUAAGGGGAUCGCGUGGAAUUGUAUGAGAAUAUCGUAGAAUGAUCGUUCGAUUCUUUGUUUGCUCUGGAAUAAAUUUGAUAAAGAAAAAUCAAACACUUUCUGAAAAUUCGAAAAUGAAUAAAAUAAAAAGCUUGAAAAAUUCUAACGUAAAAAAAAUCGUACUAAAAUAAAGAGAUAACUGUAAAAUUGAAAAUUAAAAAAUCUAAAAAAAAAAAAUAUAUAUAUAAUCUUCAUUCAAAGGAUUAAGACAGUCCCAGAGCAGCACAAAGGGGUCGAAUCGAUCGUGGACAAUGGAUUACAGAGAGAAAAACCACGACAUAUCGAUAAAUCGAGAGAAUUCGAGCAAGAAAUUCAGAGAAGCUGCUAGGUAGCGCUAGGUAAUCAAUUAUCUCGCCAACAUCCAGAGGAGUAGUAGACGGAGCGAGGAAAAACUGGAAACAAGGGAAAGAAACCAACUGCACAAAACACGCCAUUUACCAGGAAACGUUGAAAACAAAGGGGGAAAAAAAAAGAAAAAGAAAGAAAGAAAAAAAAA